Messenger RNA from Dermacentor albipictus, 267 nucleotides. RefSeq names its product RNA polymerase-associated protein RTF1 homolog. NCBI's taxonomy places the organism in Eukaryota, Metazoa, Arthropoda, Arachnida, Ixodida, Ixodidae. The record is from RefSeq and is a predicted model, not a curated record.
AUGCGGGGCUCCAAACCCAGUGGCGCAGCCACGUCCAACGACUCGGAGACGUUGGAGAGUGAUGACGACUGGACUGUUAACAGUAAGGGAGCUGCCAAGAACAAGAGCGGCGCGUCGUCCUCGUCUGAGCCCGACGAGGGCAAAGUCUCGAACUCUGGUGGCAGUUCCUCGGCACUGGCCAGUGACAGCGGCAGCGAAGACAACAAUGACGACGAUUCUGAAGAAGAGUUCAACGGCGGCUACGCCGAGAACCUCAAGGGCCCUUGA